Macrosiphum euphorbiae (potato aphid) is the source of this 2271-nucleotide messenger RNA. NCBI's taxonomy places the organism in Eukaryota, Metazoa, Arthropoda, Insecta, Hemiptera, Aphididae. The record is from the annotation of a GenBank genome assembly.
AUGACUGAAUUGCCUAGAGAUUUUAAAUCGAAAAAAAUCACUGUAAAAAUUGAUAAUAUGAAACGCAGAAGCUAUGGUGAUUCUCCUCCUAUGUCACGUAAAAAACGUCAUAGCAGUAUUAACAGGUAUGAUGGUAGUUCAGAUGAGCGAGGAUCCCCUGAACGUGUACGCCGUAGAGCACGCUCACCACCUAGUCCUAGGCCAUCCAGGUAUUCAGAACGUGACGAAUUUGGCCGCUCUAGGGAUUUGGAUCGUUCGCAUCCCACUUAUAAAGUGUUGUGUGUGAGUGCUUUACACCCAAAAGCUAGUGACGAACAAGUCAAAGAAACAUUGUAUAGAGAAUACCGCAAAUUUGGUGAAUUUUCUGUUAGAAUAUCACAUGAACUAGAAGAAAGAGUAGCAUAUGUGUGUUUUAGAAGCUCAGAUGAUGCUAGAGAUGCCAAACACAGUAAGCCUAGAAUAAGUUUGUUUGAUAAAAUAGCUUUAGUCACACCUGUUUAUGAAGGUCGUAGUUCUAGAGAUCAUUAUGAACCAAGACCUAGACGUUCUCGAUCCCGAAGUUUUUCUCCCGAUUUUGAUCGAUACUAUCAUAGAUCUCCUAUUCCUCAAGAACUUCAUAGGCCACAUCCAGCUGAUAGGUUUUAUGAAAGGUUACCAUAUGGUACUCUUCCCCCCAUGCUGCCUCCACGAGACUUCCGAGAAAUAGGUUUGCCACCAUUACAUCCUCAUGAACUUAUGAUACCUCGAGGACCGUUAUUACACCAUGUGGCUCCUAUGCACCCUCAUUUAGGGCCGAUUCAUCCGUUGUAUGGACCACCAAGACAUUUUAUGCCACCAUUUAGACCACACCCUCAUCCUCACUUGUUGCAUGACAAAAAAGAUAAAUUUCCAAACUAUUUGCAACACAUUCCACCAGAAGACGACCCGUUAGCCACACGUACAUUGUUUGCUGGAAAUUUAGAAAUUUCUAUUUCCGAUGAAGAACUUCGCCGUAUAUUUGGUAGAUAUGGAGUUGUUGAAGAUAUUGAUGUUAAAAGACCAUUGCCGGGAACAGGAAAUGCAUAUGCAUUUGUUCGUUAUCAAAAUUUAGAUAUGGCUCAUAGGGCUAAAGUCGAAUUAUCUGGUCAAUAUUUAGGAAAAUUUCAAUGUAAAAUUGGCUAUGGAAAAUCUACACCAACACAACGAAUAUGGGUUGGUGGUUUGGGUCCUUGGACAUCACUUGCUCAGCUAGAAAGAGAAUUUGAUAGAUUUGGUGUUAUUAAAAAAAUUGAGUAUGUCAAAGGUGAUAUUUGCGCCUAUAUACAGUUUGAAAGCAUUGAUGCAGCAACUGCAGCUGUCAAAGAAAUGAGAGGAGUGGCUUUAGGAGGCCCAGAACAUAAACUGAGAACAGAUUUUGCUGAUGGAGGUGUCUGUGGCAGUCCUACAUUAACCUAUUCAUCAAAGUCUAAGUCAUCUCAUGACGAUGCUGCAGCAACUGCAGGAGAUUUACGAGAACUCACCAGACGAGAUGAAUAUCCAUAUGGUUGGCCAGAUGGUGAGUAUCCUUCUUAUAGUUCCAGAGGUUAUCGUAAAGGUCGUACAGAAUAUGGUGAAGAAAGCAGAGAAUUUGGCAAUUAUGAAAAUGGUCGUUCAUUCAAGCAGCGUUCUGUUUCUGAUAUUGGUUCUCCUCGAUCACCACUUCACCAAUCGAUUGACAGUGAUGUAGAAUCCGAAGAAGGAGCAAUACAAUCUGCAGGUCUUUUGGGUUCUGUUCGUACUCUAGUAGAUUUGGCUCGUAAAUGUACUGAUAUAUGGCAAGGCAGUCUUGUAUUAAAAAGCUCUCAGUUCCCAGCUAAAUGCUAUUUAACUUCUGGUGAUCCAAAUGUCAUAGAAUCAAUGAUGAAAGAUGAGGAUGGUAAAUCAACUUUACGCAUAACUCAACGAUUACGUUUAGACGAGCCAAAGUUGGAAGACGUUUCUAAACGUAUAAUAACUGCUGAUAUGCAUGCCAUAUUUUUGGCAAUGCCUUGUUCUACUAAUUCAAUUUCCAACGAUGAUGCAUUGGUACAAAUUAGACCUUUACGUAAUUUAGUAUCCUAUUUAAAACAAAAAGAGGCAGCAGGGGUUAUAUCAUUAAUAAGUAAAGAUCCUGAACCAGCCGGUGUGUUAUAUGCAUUUCCUCCAUGUGAGUAUUCAGCCAAAUUAUUGAAACGAAGUGCAAAGAAUUUAAGCAGUGAAACAUUAAAAGAUGAUCAUUUAGUUGUGGUAGUAGUAAGUGGGGGUGUUUCGUAG